UGGCAGGCUGAACUGACAUUCUGUGCUGGCGAUAUCAUUGCUGUUUUUGGGGAUAUAGAUGAAGACGGCUUCUAUUAUGGUGAGCUUAAUGGACAUCGGGGCUUGGUUCCAUCCAAUUUUCUCGAAGAAGUGCCUGAUGACGUGGAGGUCUAUCUGACGGACACUCCCUCCCACCGCGGUCAGGACGAGCCCAAUCCGGUACUGGCACUGCGCCCAGAGACCAAACGGGUGCCUGUGGAAAGUUCAGUGCCAGCUCCGGCCCCUGGAAGACCCGCCUCUCCCACUGUGCGUCCUUUGCUUCCCGUUGGCCCAGUCAGGCCGCUGAGCCCUGCCAGGGGUCCACGAGACCUGGCAUCUAAAAAGAAAAAAGGACUGCUCUCUAAGGGGAAGAAACUGCUCCAAAAGUUUUCAAAGUAAAAGUAUGAGAUUGAUUUCAAAUUCAUAUGGCUACAACAGCAUACAGAUUUCUCUCUCAAAAGGGAAACCACCAAUCC
Messenger RNA from Sinocyclocheilus anshuiensis, 494 nucleotides. Its product is annotated as RIMS-binding protein 2-like. The transcript has 3 exons. NCBI's taxonomy places the organism in Eukaryota, Metazoa, Chordata, Actinopteri, Cypriniformes, Cyprinidae. Gene Ontology annotation, molecular function: protein binding. The record is from RefSeq and is a predicted model, not a curated record. The annotation marks the transcript as partial. Gene Ontology annotation, biological process: neuromuscular synaptic transmission.